AUUGCGAGGACACGGCUGGCGUGUCAUGAUGUCAUGACGCACUGACCGGAAGUGGAGCUAACACAGUUAGCCCGGUGUCUUAAUAUUACGAUGUAUGAGUAAAAUGGGUAUAAAGAAAAUGAUGAAAUAACUGAAGAGGAGUUUCGAUACAAUUCCCAGGAGAAAAUGACGCAAAUAUUAAAGGCGGUUGUGGCGUUGCGGGUUAUACUGACUCUGUAUCUGUUGCUGUUGGACCUUCCCGUGGAAUCUACCUCUGAAUUUCAUCCUUACAAAGUUCUUGGAGUCGCCAAGAGCGCAAGUCAUGCCGAAAUUAAGAAGGCGUACAAACGGCUAGUCAGAGAAUGGCACCCAGACAAGAACAGAGAUCCAGGGGCUGAAGAUAUGUUUAUCAAGAUAUCAAAAUCCUAUGAGAUCUUGUCCAAUGAGGAGAAGCGAGCAAAUUAUGACCAGUAUGGCCAGAUGGACGAGAACCGCCAGCACGCACAGCCGCACCAAGGGUUCCGCCACUUCCACGACAACUUCUACUUCGACGAGUCCUUCUUCCACUUCCCCAGGGCCAGCCGCGACUUCGCCGACAGCAAGUACGCGCUGCACUACACGCAGUACAUGAGCGACGUCGUCCCCGACAGCUUCAAGCGGCCGUACCUGAUCAAGAUCACCUCCGACUGGUGCUUCACCUGCAUCCACAUCGAGCCCGUGUGGAAGGAGACCGUGCAGGACCUGGAGGGUCUUGGUGUCGGGAUUGGCGUGGUGGACGUCGGCUACGAGAGGCGGUUGGCCAAUCAGCUGGGGGCCCACCGUACCCCCUCCAUACUCGGGCUGAUCAACGGCAAAGUCACGUUCUUCCACUACUCCAUUGUCAAGGAGCACCUGAGGCAGUUUGUUGAGGAUUUGCUCCCUCAGAAACUCGUUGAAAAGGUCACAGAUAGAAACUACCUGGAUUUCUUAAACAGUUGGCACGAGGAGAACAAACCCCACGUGCUUCUGUUUGACCAAGUGCCUACAGUUCCUCUGCUUUACAAGCUGGCAGCAUUCGCUUUUAAAGACUACGUGCGGUUUGGCUAUGUGGACCAGGGUUUGACGGAGACUGCAGACCUCCUGCAGAAGUUCAAUGUCAACACCUACGCACCUACCAUGCUUCUCUUCAAAGAGAAUACAGACAAGCCAGUUGACGUCAUUCAGGCUAAGGGAAUGAAGAAGCAGAUCGUGGACGAGUUCAUCUCGUCCAACCGGUUCCUCGUGGUCCCGCGUCUGGUGAACCAGAAGGUUUUCGACGAGCUGUGCCCCGUGAAGCAGUUCCACCGGCGUAGGAAGUACUGCGUGCUCCUCAUCACCGGGGCGGACGAGUCCCUGGCCCCGGGGAACGCCGCGUUCCUCUCCUUCGCCGCCUUCAACACCAAGGAGGUCCUGCGGUUCGCCUACGUCUACCAGAGGCGGCAGCAGCCCCUGUGCGACGCCCUGCUCAAGAGCAAGGAGACCGCGCUGCCCCAGGUGGUGAUACUGGAGAGGCGGAACGCUGCUGGGAAGGUCCUGUACAGAGCUGUCACGGGGGGGUGGAACGGCAGCGAGGAGGACAAGUUCCGUCUCCAGGAGCAACUGGACAUCCUGCAGAAGGACCCCUCCUUCCUCACCUAUGACGCCGUGCUGCCCGAGCUCAACAACGAGUUCGCCUCUAUGUUUCUCAUUCAGUGGAUCUACUCAGCUUAUGACUACCUCUCUCAAAUUGUGGAGGACGUUCUUCACAGUAACUGGCGUGAAAUGAUGCCCCUGCUGUCUUUGAUCUUCUCCGCCCUGUUCAUCCUCUUCGGCACAGUCAUCAUCCAGGCCUUCAGCGAUCCUGGUGAGGAGAAGCAGCCGAAGCCGAAGCCCAAGGAGGCGCCGAAGACUGAGAACGGGUCAGGGAACGGCGCUGCCUCAUCGAGCCGUCCGCCCAAGAAGAGCUUUGUGGAGGUGACGGAGCUGACGGACAUCACGUACACCAGCAACCUGGUCAAGCUGCGGCCGGGACACAUCAACGUGCUGCUGGUGCUCACCGACGCCUCCAAGAACGUGCUGCUCAGCAAGUUCGCCAAGGAGGUGUACUCCUUCACCGGGAGCCAGACGCUGCACUACUCUUUCCUGAACGCGGACAAGCACAGGGAGUGGAUGGACUCGGUCCUGGAGUUCGCCCAGGACCCCACGCAGGCGGACAGCGACGAGGAGGAGGACGCCGGCGGCCACCGGGCGGACUACGCGGGGUUCGUGAUGGCCCUCAACGGCCACAAGAAGUACUUCUGCCUGUUUCGGCCCGUCUACACCGGGGACGACCUCGGGGGGCGGUCCUCCGACGAGGGCGGGGCCGGGACCGGCGGCGGCGGUGGCGGUGGCAGGUCGCGGUCGGGCUCCCGGGAGGAGCAGCCGCGGAAGCACAACCCCCGCUCCGCCUCCACCCUCCAGAUCCACCACAAACUGGACCGGCUGGGCCUGUGGAUGGAGCGGCUGAUGGAGGGGACCCUGCCGAGGCACUACAUCCCAUCCUGGCCCGGCCUGGACAAGAUCACGGCCGGAAAAUAGGGUCUCAGCUGAGGGGCCGGCACCCCGUGGGGGGUCUGGGUCUCCGGCAGGUCGAGUCCCCCCUAGUCUGGAGAUCCAGUCCCCUCGUCUGGAAACUGAGUUUCUGAUUUGAGAACGAGAGAGUCCCUCGGAUAGUGGAAUGUCUGUUGGAGGACUCUGCUUGAAUGCACUGCCUCAGAUGGUUUUUGUGUAAGGGGGGUGGGGGGGGGGGGGGGUUCAUUGGCCAAAUGCUGGCCAAGAGCCAACGCUGUUGACCACUAGCUAUUACAUUGUUUUCGUACAUUUUAUCAUUUUUUUAAAUUCAUGUUUUUGAGCACCUAGAGUGCUUUGCUGCUUUAGAGCCCAGGCUGUUGAGUUACUCCUCUUCAAUUCCCUUUAUAACAAUUGCUGCUAUGUUUACUUUUACAAUUGAGGUAGAAUUUUAACUUGACAUCCAUCCAUGUCUUUGUGAAAAAGGCUUUGCAACAUCUUACAUUUUGCUAUGAAUCUAGUUACAACCGAUAUCUUUACAACACAGUAUGCCCCCCCAAGAAGCCUUUCUGACGCUAAAUGUCCAUUUGUUUGCUUUUUUUUUUUUUUUGCUUUGCUGCUAUGCUUGUGUGGUUUGUCUUUCAUUGCUAUGUCCUUACAGAAUGGCUUGGUGCUGUUUAUUAUGAGUCCACGUGUGCUACGUUAUGUAUGCAAACGUUUUCUGGUUUAUCUUUUGCAUGUGGAAACAGUUUUGGUAGCAGCUUGGUUUGUUACUCGCAGAGCAGGAAGUGACACGCUGCCUUGAAAACCAGGCUGAUCUCAUCUUUCAUUUAGCGAACCAGCCGAUGUGAAUUUGUGGAGAUGAGCCCCUUCCCCUAAACGUUGCCGGAACAGGAAGCAUCGGAGGAGUCCUUAAGAUUACAAGUUGCGUGAUGUAAAUAGAUCUCUUUUAGCUUCUGAAAUGUGAAGAAGUUCCUACUUUAUAACCACAGUUUCAGCUGUGCUCCUUGCGCAGGAUUUACAUAUAGUCUAAUUAUGGCAAGGGGCAUACCACGGAUACGGGAACGUUAAUGUUGGGUACUGGUGAGAUACUUCUGAGGAUAUAUUUGCACUGCGCCACGACAGUUUAACGAGGCUAAAUUUCAUGCGCUCUAACAGCCAAGUGCAAACUAGGGUAAAACGGUGUGCUCUUUCUUUCCCCACAGCACCUGAGGUUAAAACAGGAACAUUAAUUCAGUUGGCGUCGCUCCGAUGGAAAUCGAUAAAGUUUGUGAGUGAAAGCAGAGGGAGGUGGCGUUGUUACCGAACCGAACACACAUUGUCUUAAGUCGGCUGCAAAGACCUGCUUGUAGCGGCCUAAAUUCAGGUGCAGCGUCCCCAGCUUCACGUCCCUCCUCCCUCCUGUCGAAUGUUGUCUCUGGUGAUUCUGUGUGAAAAUAAAAAGUGUUUGUCUGGCCACGCUAAGCGUAUGGCAGCCCUGUACAUGCCACUUGCGUGUUGUGUAUACGGUACGUCCAACUAAACCCUUUCCCUUGGUUUCCUCGUAAAAUCCCUCUCUGUGUUUUUUCCCGUACAGUAGAAUUUUUAACUAGCUCUUGUGCUGCGGUUCGAUCCGUUUAUCGUUUAAAACGCAAGGUGAGAUGAGGUAAGCAACUUGGACGGUGUCACGUGAUUUCAACAAAGGUCACGUGUCUCCACCGAUGUUUGAGGAAGAGGAGAGUUCCUAGGGCUUUCUUCAUCAGGGUCUACUCAGCUCCUCUGCAGGCCCCUAUGUACUGAAAUAUCCUUCUCAGCAGUGGUUAUGGUACAGAGCAUCAUAUCUUAUGACACAAUAGACAAACAACCAAUUGCUUUGAAGCUAUGGAGUUCCCAUAGUGGCAGGAAACCAUGGCAAUCGCUGUACUCUAAUAAAACUCGAUAGCGAAGCUCAUACAAACAUGGCUUAACAUGUAGGUACGUAGGACGCAUCAGUUAUCAGGCUCACUCCAUUUUCAAACUAUUUAUUCUGCAAUAAUUGACAUUUUAAUUGGGUGAGACUAGAGACUGUUUGAAACUAAACUGUAAAUACUGCAGAUGAAUAUAUACACUGGUUUGGUUUAUAAAUAUUUAUUUUAUGCUGUAUUUUGUUCUUUGCCAUUAAUAAAGCUGAUUUUUCAAAGUCA
Molecule: messenger RNA, 4685 nt
Organism: Anguilla rostrata (American eel)
Lineage: Eukaryota; Metazoa; Chordata; Actinopteri; Anguilliformes; Anguillidae
Product: dnaJ homolog subfamily C member 16-like
Exons: 15
Coding region: 166-2553 (795 amino acids)
Source: RefSeq, a predicted model, not a curated record